CAAAGAUAUAAACUAACGAAGAAUAGCAAAUGAGCUCUUAUUUAAAGAUAAACAUCUCUUGACAUUUGCAUCUUCAAUUCAUUUUUCUAAGAUUGAGCAAUCACCCAUGGAGUCUGUGGGCGAUCAACUCAACAUCAUCUUUCUUCCAUUCUUGGCCUCAGGCCACAUGAUCCCCAUGGUCGAAGCAGCAAGACUAUUUGCAGCUCAUGGCGUUACUGUCACAAUAGUCACCACCCCCUACAAUGCCCUUCUCUUCCAAAAAUCCAUUGACCAUGACAGAAACUCUGGCCACAACAUAAGUAUCCAUGUCGUCCAAUUCCCUCAUGCCGAAGUCGGUCUCCCAGUCGGAAUCGAAAACUUAAACAAAUGCCCAUCACACGACAUGGUCAGUAAACUCUAUAGUGGCAUUCAUAUGCUUCAACAACCGUUUGAGCAGAUCCUUUUCAACCUCAAACCAGACUGCAUCGUCUCAGACAUGUUCUACCCAUGGACUGUACAAGUAGCCACACAACUUGGGAUUCCAAGACUCCUGUUCCAUGUUUCAAGCUACUUUGCCAUCUGCGCAGAGCAUAGCGUCGAAAAGCAUAGGCCUCACCAAAGUGUGGAGUCAGACAUACAGACUUUCGUGCUACCAGGUUUGGCACAUAACAUAGAGAUGACGAAGCUUCAGAUCAUGGACAACGAAAGAUUCCAAGAUAGAUAUACGGAGUUUCUGAGGGUUAUUAAAGAAGCUGAAUUGAAAAGCUAUGGCACCAUCUUUAACAGCUUCAAUGGGCUCGAGCAUGAUUAUGAGGAAUACUACAAGACAGUCAUAGGUGUGAGAGCAUGGAGCAUAGGACCCAUUUGGCUGGCUUUGAACGUAGAUGCAGCGGAUAAGGCAGAGAGAGGUAACACAUCAAUAGUUCAAGAGCACGAGUGCAUGACAUGGUUAAAUUCCAAAGAACCCAACUCAGUAUUGUACAUAAGUUUUGGAAGCUUGACAAAGUUCUCUAGUGCCCAGCUUCUUGAAAUAGCAGUCGGAUUGGAAGCGUCCGGUCAUCAAUUCAUGUGGGUGGUUCGACAAAGAGAAAAUGAUGAAAAUCAAUGGCUGCCAGAGGGCUUCGAAAAGAGGAUGAGUGACAGCGAGAAGGGUUUUAUCAUAAAGGGGUGGGCUCCCCAACUUUUAAUCAUGGGCCACCCGGCCAUUGGAGGAUUGGUUACACACUGCGGUUGGAACUCUAUUCUUGAAGGGUUGAACGCAGGCUUGCCAAUGAUCACGUGGCCGGGAUUUGCAGAACAAUUUUAUCAAGAGAAGCUGGUGACUGAUGUGCUAAAGAUUGGUGUUCCAGUUGGAGUGACUGCUUGGUGUCGCUCGUUCGAUGAGGUAACUGAGGUAGUGAAGAGAGAGAAGGUGGAGAAAGCAGUGGCUUUGGUGAUGGGUAGUGGACCAGAAGCGAUGAAGAUGAGGAAGCAAGCUAGGGAGCUCAGUGCCGCAGCAAAGAAGACCGUGGAGAGUGGCGGCUCAUCUAAGGCCAACUUGAUCUCUCUGAUCAAUGAACUUAAAACAGUGAAACAUGGAAGCUGAGCCUGAGAUUAAUGGGAAGUCUAGUGUUGUUGUGAUUAGGUUCUGUUCUACAUUGAUAAUUUGCUUCAAAUUAGGACAAGACCGUCAAUUUCUUUGUUUCUAUGCAAUGUAACCCUUUCAUAUUGAAUAAAUUCUGCAAAAUUAAUUGCCGAAGGUGAAAUUUGUGAA
Ilex paraguariensis (yerba mate) is the source of this 1732-nucleotide messenger RNA. The record is from the annotation of a GenBank genome assembly. Lineage: Eukaryota; Viridiplantae; Streptophyta; Magnoliopsida; Aquifoliales; Aquifoliaceae.